Messenger RNA from Mesorhabditis belari, 1539 nucleotides. NCBI's taxonomy places the organism in Eukaryota, Metazoa, Nematoda, Chromadorea, Rhabditida, Rhabditidae. The record is from the annotation of a GenBank genome assembly.
AUGGCUCCAAUGGCGAAUCAGACGGAGAAAAUGGAAGUUGACGAGCCAAAGAUCGAUACAAAGGACAAAGAGGGACAAGACGCGAAAAAAGAGGAAACACCAAAGGAUCUCAACGCGGUCGCGCUCGAGAAUUUGAAGGAACAAUGCGCUCUCUUGGACAAAGGCGAAUACUAUUUGAUCGGUCGAGUGCUUCACGUGUUGCACAAGACGCGCAAGCAAAUCAACACCGAGGUUCUACAUAAGCUCAUCUCGACCACUCCUUUCGCGUCGGCCGCUGACAAGGAGCAAUUGCUGAAAUGGAUCCCGGCUCCACCCGCUAAACCGGCCGCCACUAACGAGAUAGCUCCAAUGGAAGUCGAUGCAAAAGCUUCAAAAUCGCCACGUCCAUUCCGACGCCCAGCUCUGAGCUCUUCUGAAACGGAUCUCUACAUCUACUUGCUCACCAUGUUGCACUUGUUUGAUGUAAACGAUUUGGCAAACUCUGAGGAGGCAGCUAAGCAUUUGAUUCAACGUUUCGAUCAACUUGACAAACGGACAUUGGAUCCAAUUGUCGCCAAGGCUUACUUCUAUUUGGCGCUGAUUGCUGAGAAGAAUGGCCGGCUCGAUGCGGAAAGAGAUUUUCUGAACGCUCGUCUUCGCACGGCCACCCUUCGAUGCUACACCGAAUCACAGGCGGUGCUCAUCUACACCCUUCUGAGAGCGUAUCUUGUCGGAAAACACUACCCAAGUGCCGUUAAACUUGUUUCAAAGGUGACGUUCCCCGAGGGUGCUUCAAAUAAUGAUCUCGCUCGUUUCCUCUACUACCAAGGACGCAUCAAGGCCAUGCAGCUCGACUAUAACGCGGCUGCUGGAUACUUUUUACAAGCUAUUCGCAAAGCUCCCCAGGAUUCAGCAAUUGGAUUCAAGCAAAAUGUACAAAAGUGGAUUGUUGUCGUUGGAUUGCUUCAGGGUGAGAUUCCCGAGCGCUCGGUAUUCCGUCAGCCGAUCUACCGCUACUGUUUGGCUCCAUAUUUGGCGUUGACGCAAAGUGUUCGUGUUGGCGAUCUUGUCUCAUUCAACGAGAUUGUUGAUGAACACAAUAAGAUCUUCGAGAAAGACGAGACGUUGACGUUGAUUGUUCGACUUCGACAAAAUGUCAUCCGGGCCGCCAUUAAACAGAUUGCUUCCGCGUACUCGAGGAUUUCCAUUAGAGACAUUGCCACAAAGUUGCAGCUUCAAACCGAAAUUGAGACUGAGUAUAUGGUUGCUAAAGCUAUUGCUGAUGGAGGAAUUGAGGCUCAAAUCGUUUCCGAGGGUACUGAUGGAAAACGGUAUAUGCGCAGCAACGAGAUGGCGGACGUUUAUCGAACUGAUGAGCCCCAACAUCACUAUGACAAUCGCAUUCGCUAUUGUCUCGAGUUGCACAACCAGGCCGUGAAGGCGCUCCGUUUCCCGCCCAAAGACAAACCCGAUGUGGAGACGAUUGAACAGCAACGGGAACGAGAGCAACAGGAGCUCGAGUUUGCCAAGGAGCUCGCCGAGGAGGACGAUGACGAUUUC